GCUGAUUCACUACAACCUUUCUUCUUUCAGGAAGGUCCUACUCUUUACAACUCAUUGAUUACCCACCUCCUUCUCUCUCUCUUCAUCGCUGUUCUCGCUUCUUCUCUCUUUCUCUCUCCUCUAGAUCGCCGAUUUUCAGAAACUUCAAGAUGCCGUCGCGAAGGAGAACACUCCUGAAGGUCAUAAUUCUCGGAGACAGCGGAGUGGGGAAGACGUCUUUGAUGAACCAAUAUGUGAAUAAGAAGUUCAGCAAUCAAUACAAGGCCACAAUUGGUGCUGAUUUUUUGACUAAGGAAGUUCAGUUUGAUGACCGGCUUUUCACUUUACAGAUAUGGGAUACAGCUGGACAGGAAAGAUUCCAGAGCCUAGGCGUUGCUUUCUAUCGAGGUGCAGAUUGUUGCGUUCUUGUAUACGACGUCAACUCUAUGAAGUCAUUCGACAAUUUAAAUAACUGGAGAGAAGAGUUUCUCAUACAGGCUAGUCCUUCUGAUCCAGACAACUUCCCCUUUGUUGUCAUCGGAAACAAAAUUGAUGUUGAUGGUGGAAACAGUAGAGUGGUUCCUGAGAAAAAGGCUCGAGCCUGGUGUGCAUCAAAGGGGAAUAUUCCUUACUUCGAGACCUCAGCAAAGGAGGGCUUAAAUGUUGAAGAAGCUUUCCAGUGCAUAGCAAAAAAUGCUUUGAAGAGUGGUGAAGAAGAAGAGAUAUAUUUGCCGGAUACGAUCGAUGUUGGCAAUGGCAACCAGCAAAGGUCAACUGGAUGCGAGUGUUAAAGACCUGUAUGUCUGUAUCCCCCCUACCCUGAUUUCAUUAUUUUUAUUUAGAAGCUGUUGAAUAAGAUUUUUUGGAUUCAAAUGUAGUGCUUAUGGGUUCGCUUGGAUUUUCUUAGUUCAUACUGAAUGAAACAGUUCUGUA
This is a messenger RNA of Spinacia oleracea (spinach), 912 nucleotides long. Its product is annotated as ras-related protein Rab7. The record is from RefSeq and is a predicted model, not a curated record. Gene Ontology annotation, cellular component: vacuolar membrane. The transcript is spliced from 7 exons. The coding region runs from base 150 to 770 and encodes 206 amino acids. Gene Ontology annotation, molecular function: GTP binding; GTPase activity. NCBI's taxonomy places the organism in Eukaryota, Viridiplantae, Streptophyta, Magnoliopsida, Caryophyllales, Amaranthaceae.